This is a messenger RNA of Colius striatus (speckled mousebird), 1236 nucleotides long. RefSeq names its product renin (gene REN). Gene Ontology annotation, biological process: angiotensin maturation. NCBI's taxonomy places the organism in Eukaryota, Metazoa, Chordata, Aves, Coliiformes, Coliidae. The transcript is spliced from 10 exons. The record is from RefSeq and is a predicted model, not a curated record. Bases 1 to 1236 code for a protein of 411 amino acids. Gene Ontology annotation, molecular function: aspartic-type endopeptidase activity.
AUGCCAGCGGGACGCAGCGGGAGGCUGCAGCACUAUCUGCUGCUCUUGGCUGUGACCUGGGGUGCCAACUUCUUCCCCUCAGCAGCACAGGCUUUGCAGAGGAUCCCGCUGCGGAGGAUGCCCUCCAUCCGUCAGACACUGCAGGAGAUGGGGCUGAAGGUCUCGGAUGUCUUCCCGGAGCUGAGGCAGAGCAGACGCCGCAGUGUGGUGGCUCCCCGGAAUGGAACAGCUCCCACUCUCCUCACCAACUACCUGGAUACACAGUAUUUUGGAGAGAUCAGCAUUGGCACCCCUGCACAGACCUUCAAGGUGGUCUUCGACACGGGCUCAGCCAACCUGUGGGUGCCAUCCUACAAGUGCUCCCCCCUCUACAGUGCCUGUGUGUCCCACAGCCGUUACGACUCCUCCCGCUCCCGCACGUUCGUAGCCAACGGCACCGGCUUCGCCAUCCGCUACGGCACGGGCAGCGUCAAAGGCUUCCUCAGCCAAGACAUCGUCAUGGUGUCAGACAUCCCCAUCAUCCAGGUGUUUGCUGAGGCAACGGCCCUGCCUGCCUUCCCCUUCAUCUUUGCCAGGUUUGAUGGGGUGCUGGGGAUGGGUUACCCCAGCCAGGCCAUCGAUGGCAUCACCCCUGUGUUCGACCGGAUCCUCUCCCAGCAGAUCCUCCAGGAAGAUGCGUUUUCAGUCUACUACAGCCGAGCUUCGAAGAACUCUCCUCUGAAGCCUGGGGGGGAAAUCAUCCUGGGAGGCAGCGACCCAGCCUACUACAGCGGGGACUUCCACUACCUGAACGUCAGCAAAAGCGGCUACUGGCAGAUCAGCAUGAAAGGGGUGUCUGUAGGGGCUGAAAUCCUGUUCUGCAAGGAAGGCUGUUCAGUGGCCAUCGACACAGGAGCAUCCUACAUCACUGGCCCAGCUGGUCCCAUCUCUGUGCUGAUGAAAGCCAUUGGGGCAGUAGAAAUGGCUGAAGGAGAGCACGUGGUGGACUGUGAGCGAGUCCCUCAGCUGCCCAACAUCUCCUUCCACCUGGGAGGGAAGGUCUAUGCACUCAGUGGCUCAGCCUAUGUCCUCCAGCAAUCCCAGUAUGGGGAGGACAUCUGUGUGGUGGCUUUCUCAGGGCUGGACAUCCCCCCUCCAACUGGUCCCCUCUGGAUCCUGGGUGCCAGCUUCAUCGGCCACUACUACACCAAAUUCGACCGGCGCAACAACCGCAUCGGCUUUGCCACGUCCCGCUGA